AUGCAUGAAACUCAUUAUGAAGAGGCAAAAAAAAUCCAUGAUCAAAAAAACAAACAAGUUUGUAAAUCUGAAGAACUUUUACAAACUUUGUCAACUGGUGUUUCUGCUCAAGAAGGUCAGGAAAAUGGGUAUAUGGAACAACUUCAAGAGGUUAAAAGUAAUUCAACUCAGGCACUAACUGAAAUUGAACAAGCCAAAUUAAAAAUUCCUCAUCUUAAAAAAGAGUUAAAAGAAAAAGAACCAUUAGCUACCAAAGCUGCAAGAGAUAGUACAGGUAUUUUAUCUGAUUUAGAGUCUUCAAGAUUGGAAGCACAACAGUUACAAAUAGCUUUAUCACUAAUUGAUUGGAAUGCAAGUAGAGAAGAAGAUUUAUUGCAUGAAAAGUCCUUUGAAGAAUCCAAGAUACAAGAACUAACAGAUAAAUAUGAAUAUAUUUCCAGUCAAUUAGGAAAUACUCAGUUUACUUAUAAAGACCCUACAUCAAAUUUUAAUAGAAAUAAAGUUAAAGGAUUAGUUGUUGAAUUGAUUACUUUAGAUUCAAAAUAUGCUGAAUGUUCAACCACUUUAGAAAUUUGUGCUGGUGGAAGAUUAUAUAAUGUACAACAAUAUUUAUUUAUUUAUUGUCAUAUAGAUAGUGAAAGAGGUCAACUUAAAAGAUGUGUGACUAUCAUUCCACUAAACCAAAUCCAAGUAUCUAAAAUGUCAUCUGAGAAACUUGCAGUUUCUAAACAAAUUUCUCCAGACAAAGUAGAUUUGGCAUUAAACUUGAUAUGUUAUGCUAAUGAAGUAAAAGCAGCGAUGGAAUAUGUUUUUGGCAAUACAUUGAUUUGCAUGGAUGCUGAAACAGCAAAAUGA
Molecule: messenger RNA, 855 nt
Organism: Entrophospora sp. SA101
Lineage: Eukaryota; Fungi; Glomeromycota; Glomeromycetes; Entrophosporales; Entrophosporaceae
Source: the annotation of a GenBank genome assembly